Molecule: messenger RNA, 1508 nt
Organism: Daldinia loculata
Lineage: Eukaryota; Fungi; Ascomycota; Sordariomycetes; Xylariales; Hypoxylaceae
Exons: 1
Coding region: 157-1425 (422 amino acids)
Molecular function (GO): gamma-glutamylcyclotransferase activity
Source: RefSeq, a predicted model, not a curated record
CGCGACUAUCUUGAUAAUAUUCCGUAUUCUCCCUCAAGAUCCUCGGAAUCUACAUCACCCUAAGAAAAGAUCAUAUAUCUCACACUUUACAUUUCCCUGACGUAGUUACGUAUUCUUGAACUAGAAUUUCUCUAUAUUGCUUCCUCACAGCCAGCCAUGACCAUACGCUCGGAUACUAUCGAGGAUGGCCUCUUAGACCCUAGCCACCGGCUCGAUCCGUCCCAACAAGCGCACACUCUAAUCCACCGGAUCUACAACUCUAUCAAGCCUCGCCGUGUGCCUCAGCCCAAAUCCUACCCUCCUCUCUCAAGCAUCCCACGAACAUCUCCCGAACGUCUUGCCCUCGCCUCUCCCGACUCUCCCGACGAUGCCUCAUCCGCGCCGACCGUCCUAUACCUCGCCUACGGCUCCAACCUCUCCGCCGAGACCUUCCUCGGCAUGCGCCACAUCCGACCGCUAAGCAUGAUCAACGUAUCGGUGCCUACUUUCGAUCUGGCUUUCGACCUGCCGGCGCUGGCGUACUGGGAGCCAUGCUUUGCGAACGUGUCGCCGCGCAAGAUCCCUAUGCCGCCUAUCCCGGGUGAUCCGCCGAGACCUCCAUUUCCUCCCCCAUCCAACGCAAUAUCCAACCGGCAAGACGAACUAGUAGAAGAAGAGGAAAGGCUUCCGGGAACACUACUCCCCUCGCUCCCUCCGGACCACAGCCCGUCUUGGUCUAAGGGGCUCUACGGCGUGGUCUACGAGGUCACGCGCGAGGACUACACCCGGAUCAUACAUACGGAGGGCACUGCCUACGAAGAAAUCCUAACACCGUGUCUGGCGCUGCCACCGCCCUUCCACGUCCCCGAGAAGCCCCCUAUUCCCGAGUUACCGAGACCGUUCUUAGCGCGCACCCUAUAUGCGCCACAACUGCCCUCCUUCGACCCUCCCGACGGCGACGACGGCGGCGACGGCGGCGACGAUAAGAAGCGCUGGUGGCAAAAGCUAUUAUUACCCGUUCAACGAACACCGGGCUAUGCGCAGCCGAGCCCGCGGUAUUUACGUAUGAUCCGUGACGGCGCCCGCGAGCAUUAUCUACCGGAUGACUAUCAGACGUACCUUGCGCGUCUGGAGGCGUAUACCAUCACGACGUGGCGGCAAGAUAUUGGACGUUGGUUAUUCCUAUUUACAGUGGUACCAUCAUUCGCGCUGUUGGCGCUACUUGGUUACCUGCUGGCUGAUAAAGACAGCGGGAUACCAAAGUGGUUGGAGGCAGCAACAACUAUCCAGCGCAAUCUGAUGUGGAAAGUCUACGAUUAUGUAUUCAAACCUCUGUUUGGGGACGGGGAGCGGACGAUACAAGAGGAAGAUGACUCGGGUAGCACGAGCAGAAUACGUACACAAGCGUGGGGGAGCGAGAAAAAUGCUUUGCUGGGGGAUUGGUAGCAUAAGCGGUGUUGCACUACGAGGAUGGCAAUCAAUUUAUGUGACGAAUCCAAUAAUGUUGUGGGGAUAUCAUAUCAUGCUGA